AUGCAACCGGUUAUACGUGCAUCACUGGUUCUGUGUUCUAGUAUUUAUAUUCUUACAGCAUUAUUUGGAUUUCUCCUAUUUGGCGAGUCUACACUUGAUGAUGUGCUGGCCAACUUUGAUACUGAUUUAGGCAUCCCUUAUAGCAGUCUACUCAAUGACAUUGUUCGUAUCAGCUAUGCCCUCCACCUCAUGCUUGGUGCUUUGAGGAAUGCAAUAGCCACAUUUAUUCAGGUCUCUCCAAUACUGAAGGAUAGCAUCUGGACCUAUCUUGAGCAAUAUGAUCUGCCAGUAGUUGUUGGGCCUGAUAUCCAGAACAAUCCACAAUCCAUGGGUACUCAGGUUUAUGAUAUGCAAUUUGAACUGAAUGAAAUUGAAGCAAGGAGAGAACAAUAUCCCUCAACUAUAUCUUUCCUUAAUUUGGUAAAUGCUCUUAUUGCAGAAGAAAGUGAUUUGUCUGAUAGAGGGAGAAGGAUAUUAAGCAUGUAUGACAUCAAGGAUGAGGACUACGAGGGUGUAGUUGACCAGUCACGACUUUCAACAACUAAAGAAUCAUCACCACUUCAGACACAGCUCCCAGUUUUAGAGUUGCUCAAAGACUUCAUGAGUGGAAAGACUGCCUUUCGGAACAUAAUGAGUAUUCUUCUUCCAGGGGUGAAUUCCGUUAUUGCUGAACGCAGCAGUCAGUUAUAUGGGCAGCUUUUAGAGAAUGCUGUGCAGCUUGCCCUGGAAAUCAUGAUCUUGUGGACCUGA
Molecule: messenger RNA, 750 nt
Organism: Sphenostylis stenocarpa
Lineage: Eukaryota; Viridiplantae; Streptophyta; Magnoliopsida; Fabales; Fabaceae
Source: the annotation of a GenBank genome assembly